AUGCGUCGCAACCAGGUUUACCAACACGAGUAUAGGCAAGGUUCCACUCGAACUGACUCUGUUACCGACUCAGACAACGGCGAAGCGCCCAAGAGACGAGAGCGCAAGUACACCGUAAUCAACCAAACCACCAACACACGCUCUGUUAUAAGCGACUGCGACACAGAUACAGAAAGCCAUACCACAGAAUCGCCCGACAACCCAGCACCUGAAUACAUUGCUGUUCAUCAAAAGGAUAAACCACGCUCCGUUUUAAGCGAUUGCUUCACAGACACAGAUAGCAAUACUACGGAAAAGCGGAACAGGCGAGGAGCUAUAAAGGUCGCCUUCGGGCGAAACGAUCAGCCACGACUUGUUCUAAGCGAUUGCGACACCGAGAGCAAAGCAGGUAGCGAUAGCACGGAAGUACCUGACAGAUGGGGACUAGAAUAUACCGCUCCGUGGGACAUCAACACACCACGAUCUCCUUUAGACAACCAUGCUACUGGUGUAGCUACCACACGAGCGCCCAACAUAGGCAACAAGGUACCAAUCAACAGCCGUCUGCUUCUCAAAAGAAGUUCCAAAGAUCUCAGAAAGAGCACCCAUCACUUGUCGACAUGGAAUGAGACCAAAAUUCUACCUGAAAUCACAGCAUCAGGCCGGCAUGGACUGCGCAAAGCCAAGUCGUGGUUUGCAGAGAAGAUACAGGGCCGUAACGAGCCGCCUCCCAGUGCUGAAGAAGCUGCUAAGAGAAAAGAGGAAGCCGAGAAAGCGGCUGCUGCGGAGAAGCUGAUCUUGCAUGUGUGA
Messenger RNA from Alternaria arbusti, 789 nucleotides. RefSeq lists its product as uncharacterized. The coding region runs from base 1 to 789 and encodes 262 amino acids. NCBI's taxonomy places the organism in Eukaryota, Fungi, Ascomycota, Dothideomycetes, Pleosporales, Pleosporaceae. The transcript is spliced from 2 exons. The record is from RefSeq and is a predicted model, not a curated record.